Messenger RNA from Ceratitis capitata (Mediterranean fruit fly), 1227 nucleotides. RefSeq names its product protein farnesyltransferase/geranylgeranyltransferase type-1 subunit alpha (gene Fnta). Bases 126 to 1100 code for a protein of 324 amino acids. Gene Ontology annotation, cellular component: cytoplasm; protein farnesyltransferase complex; CAAX-protein geranylgeranyltransferase complex. The record is from RefSeq and is a predicted model, not a curated record. The transcript is spliced from 3 exons. Gene Ontology annotation, biological process: protein farnesylation; protein geranylgeranylation. Lineage: Eukaryota; Metazoa; Arthropoda; Insecta; Diptera; Tephritidae. Gene Ontology annotation, molecular function: CAAX-protein geranylgeranyltransferase activity; protein farnesyltransferase activity.
AGAACUUGUGAGUCAGCUGUUGCUUUGACUCCAAGAAAAUUUGUAUUUGCUGGUUUAAUAAGCAUGUACGUAAUUUAGUUUUCCGUAGUAUUUCUAUUGAAAUUAAAUUUAUACGUGGCGAUAAAAUGAGUGAUAGUGAUAGUGACGACUGGUCGGAAGAAUGGAUUCCCUACAGCCAACGCGCCGAGUGGGCUGAUGUAGUGCCUCUGGCACAAGAUGAUGGCGAGCGACCUAUUGUUGCUAUUGCUUACAGUCCUAAAUUUCGCGAGGUCUUUGAUUAUUUUCGGGCAAUCAUAGCUCAUAAAGAAAAAUCACCACGAGCUUUGGAACUUACCGCAGAUGCCCUACAGCUAAACCCUGCAAAUUAUACGGUAUGGCAAUAUAGACGUGAUAUACUACGUGCAUUGGGUUCAGAUCUUUACGAAGAGUUAGAUUACUUGGAAGAAGUUAUCAGGGACAAUGCAAAGAACUAUCAAGUUUGGCAUCAUCGACGUGUUAUAGUAGAAAUGUUAAAUAACCCUUCAAAGGAGUUGGAAUUAACCGAGGUGGCGUUAGAACGGGAUAAUAAGAAUUACCACGCUUGGCAACAUAGGCAGUGGGCAAUAAAAGCAUUUGACCUAUAUGAAAAUGAACUAACAUUUGUCGAUCGUCUAAUAGCGGAAGACAUUCGAAAUAACUCUGCUUGGAACCAGCGAUUUUUUGUACUAAAACAUUUCGGAUUAACCCCUGAAGUAGUGCAGCGAGAGAUUCAGUACACAAUGAAUCGUAUUCGCGUUGUAAAAAAUAACGAGAGUGCUUGGAAUUACUUGGGCGGCAUAUUGAGGCACGGCGAUCAUGGUACAGUAAAUCGUAAUGUCGAGGUCAUAUCAUUUUGUGAAGAAUUAUACGCUAGUGGAGUUCGAUCGCCUUACCUUUUAGCUUUUCUAAUCGACUUAUAUAAAGAGCAAUGUUUGCAGCAAACAAAUGAAGCUGAUGCUGAAGUUCUAUCUAAAAAAGUCUAUAACCUCUGUAGCGACAUGUCUAAAAAUCAUGAUGUUGUCCGUCGUAAAUAUUGGCAGUAUGUUGCAGAUCAAUUAAAAUUAAAAUUAUCUGAAAAAUAACUGCGCUAUCUAAAAUCUGGAUUUGUUUUUAGGCUCUGAUUUGUUCAAAUUAUUCAACAUUCUUGUGUAUUUGUAUAUUUAUAUUUAAACUGUAUUAUUUUAAUAUAUGAAAAAAAUUCAAGAGAAC